This is a messenger RNA of Lates calcarifer (barramundi perch), 3590 nucleotides long. It is a transcript of the gene trim23, whose product is annotated as tripartite motif containing 23. The record is from RefSeq and is a predicted model, not a curated record. The transcript is spliced from 11 exons. Gene Ontology annotation, biological process: vesicle-mediated transport; intracellular protein transport. The coding region runs from base 128 to 1972 and encodes 614 amino acids. Gene Ontology annotation, molecular function: GTPase activity; zinc ion binding; GTP binding. NCBI's taxonomy places the organism in Eukaryota, Metazoa, Chordata, Actinopteri, Centropomidae. Gene Ontology annotation, cellular component: cytoplasm; plasma membrane; lysosomal membrane.
UGAAUAAGAAAUUUGUUGAAAUCGCAAUGUAUUCCGCUAAAUUUCUGUUUCUGUUAUACUAUCCAUAUCAUAUCAAAAUCCAAAAUAUGUCAUUAUAUAGUGACGUUUCUUGUAUAUUUACUGGAAAAUGGACGAAAGAACGGAAUUACAUGCUAAUAGAGUUUACAGCGCGAAACCGGAAGUUUUUGUGGGAUUGUCCUCUCGCACUCCUCUGCGCUGUCGUCCAAGAAUGGCCGCUGCUGCAGCAGGAAUAAACAAGCAGGGCGCCGUAGCGACGAUGGAGCCUUGCAUCCGAUACGGGAGGGGAGCCAGUGGAAACACGGUCAAGGUGCUGGAGUGUGGUGUGUGUGAGGACGUCUUCUCUCUUCAGGGGGACAAGGUGCCUCGUCUUUUGCUCUGUGGUCACACAGUGUGCCAUGAUUGUCUCACCCGGUUGCCCCUCCAUGGCAGAGCGGUACGCUGCCCCUUCGACAGACAGGUCACUGAGCUGGGGGACUCUGGGGUUUGGGGCCUGAAGAAGAACUUUGCUCUGCUUGAACUGUUGGAGCGACUCCAGAAUGGAGCGACCAACCAGUCGGGGAUGGCGGAGGAUGCUCUGAAAGGCAUGGGAGAGUGCAUAAUACGAUGCGACGAGGACGAGAGCCACACAGCUUCCAUGUACUGCACUGUGUGUGCCACCCAUCUGUGUGCUGAGUGCUCCCAGCUCACCCACUCCACUCGCACUCUGGCCAAACACCGCCGGGUGCCGCUGGCUGACAAGCCUCAUGAGAAGACCCUGUGCCCACAGCAUCAGGUCCACGCCAUCGAGUUUGUCUGCCUGGAAGAGGCCUGUCAGUCUGGGCCUCUGAUGUGCUGUGUGUGUAAGGAGUAUGGCAAGCACCAGGGACAUAAGCACGCUGUUCUUGAGACUGAAGCUAAUCAGAUCCGGGCAUCCAUUUUGGACAUGGCCCACUGCAUCCGUACCUUCACAGACGAGGUGUCCGAGUAUUCGAGGAAGCUGGUGGGCAUUGUGCAGCAAAUAGAAGGCGGGGAGCAAAUAGUAGAGGAUGGAGUUGGCAUGGCACACACUGAACAUGUCCCUGGCACAGCAGAGAGUGCACGCUCCUGUGUCCGAGCUUACUUCGCAGACCUCCACGAGACUCUGUGUCGGCAGGAGGAGAUGGCCCUGAGCGUGGUGGACGCUCAUGUCAGGGAGAGGCUGAUCUGGCUGAGGCAGCAGCAGGAGGACAUGACCAUCCUGCUGUCUCAGGUCUCCACCGCCUGCCUGCACUGUGAGAAAACACUUCAGCAGGAUGACUGCAGAGUUGUGCUGGCAAAGCAGGAGAUCAACUGUUUGCUGGAGACCUUACAGAAGCAGCAGCACCAGUUCACUGAGCUGGCAGAUCACAUUCAGCUGGAUGCUGGCAUCCCUGUCACCUUCACUAAGGACAACCGGGUCCACAUUGGUCCAAAGAUGGAGAUCCGUGUUGUGACCCUUGGACUUGAUGGAGCUGGAAAAACCACCAUCCUCUUCAAGCUGAAACAAGAUGAGUUCAUGCAGCCCAUCCCAACUAUUGGUUUCAAUGUGGAGACAGUUGAAUAUAAGAACUUGAAGUUCACCAUCUGGGAUGUGGGUGGAAAACAUAAGCUCAGACCCCUCUGGAAACACUAUUAUCUGAACACUCAAGCGGUGGUGUUUGUGAUUGACAGCUGCCACAGAGACAGACUGAUGGAGGCUCACAGUGAGCUGGCCAAACUACUGACAGAGAAGGAGCUGAGAGAUGCCUUGUUGCUCAUCUUUGCAAACAAACAGGAUGUUCCUGGCGCUGUCUCUGUGGAGGAGAUGACAGAGCUGCUGAGCCUACACAAGCUGUGCUGUGGGAGGAGCUGGCACAUUCAGGGCUGUGAUGCCCGCAGCGGGAUGGGCCUCCACGAGGGUUUGGAUUGGCUCUCCAGACAGCUGGUGGCCGCCGGUGUCCUGGACGUAGCCUAAAUGUCACCUCCCUCUCCUUACUGACUCUCUCCUAACGACUGAACCCAAACCCCAGCCUCUGAGCUCUCUUCAUCAGUUCUGUUACUUCCAAGUAUUAACUUUUAAGACGCCACUGCGGCUUUAAGCCUUCUCUCAUCAUCUUUCCCUCUUUGUGCACCGCUGUGGGCAAAGAAAACAAAGAUGUAAAUACUCUCGCUACGCUCAUUUAAUGGGAACGUGGAAACAAACAACUGUCCUACCGCUUACACCACCCUCCCAAGAAAUACACUUACUGGGCCUAAAACCUGAAUUAUGACUACAGGCUUCCAUCCUGCUUCAUUUCUAAGGCAGCUUACAUGGUAUAACACAUUGGUUACUUUAGUUUUUCUUCCUUCUAACCCUUUCAAGAGAUAAGCUGUUUAUCUGGCAUCUGUAGCUCAUCGACGUAGAUCCAGUCAAAUGUUAGAAAUGCUCCUUGUGCCCUUGCAGAGUGGAUUGUAUCUGUAUUCUCUAUCUCACAGUUCUUACCAUGGCCACCACCAUAUGUGACAGUAAUUUGAAUUAAAUGCAGAGUAGUCUGUAUUGUAAUCACAGCAUCACUUACCUACGUACCUUGCGUUGAUUCAUUAGACUUCCAAUAAUCCUGAGGAAUAACUACAAUGCCCUUUUAGUUAAACCCAGUGUAUUGGCAGGUGAGUGAGAUGGGACAGAAAUGUUCUCUAUGUUUAAAAUGAACCCAGAGGACCUCCAGUGGCUUCAAACUGAUGGUCAGUUGUUCAGAUUUGGGCUGAGCUCUCACUUGGCCUUAUCAUCUAAUGUAAGCAAUAGCAGUCGGUGUAUCAUGGGGUCUUUAAGUUAUGUGUGCAACAUGUUUUUUUUUUUUUUAAGUGUGUGAACCUAUUUAAUGCCACAGCUGGUCUUGAAAUGGCGCACCAAUGGAGUUUUGGUUUGAAUGUAGUGUUUACUGUUACAGAGAAAACUGUUUACUGAAUUUAUUUAUGAGCAAGAACGAGGACAUCACUUUGACGCGGGGCUGUGUGAGAAAAUCCGUUUUUAUGCACCGAUACUGCCUCCGUUUUGUGGAGUGUCUUGCACGCAGAAUAUGUCAAAUGCACUUGUCUGCUGCCUCACUACCAGUUUUCAUUUGGAAACAAAUGAACUAUCUGCUGUUUCUUAGUAGACGAUGAGUAUUUAACUCACCGCAAAAAAAAAAACAACUAAAAAAAGUCUUGUGAAAAUAUUCCUAUUUAAACAUCUCACACAGAUCCUGUUUGUCUGGAGUGCUUACGAGAUGGUACACCUUUAAUCUACAGCCUUCAGUAAUGUAAUGUGAAACUUUGUGAAACAUUGAACCUAACACUGACACAUGUCUUAUUAUUGAGGAACCAUCAUUUGAGUUUCAUUUAAUCUUUAUUCAUUGCUAUGUAAUGUUUACUACUUGUACCUAUGUAUAAAAAUACAAAUAAAAAAAUGCACGUGUGAAAAGCCUUUCCACAUAGUUUGUGAAAACAUUUUUCAUUUGUUUUUGAAACGUAGAAGCACAAUGCGCAUCGAAAAAACCUUUGUUACCAGUGGACUUGAUAAUGGCUUUUGUAAAUUAUUCAUAAUGUGAUGCUGUCAAAUAAACUAAUUGACCUUA